AUGGGCGGCUCCCACAGCCGCGAGGACAUCGACCUCACCUCCUCUGACGAGGAGGAGGAGUACGAGGACGACUACGACGCCCGAUCACCCAUCGCGGAGGCCGCUGCGAGCGCGGGGCAGCGCGACGACGACCUCCUCCGCACCGCCACCCCUUCGUCGCUUGAGGCCAUCGACGCCAAGCUCAGGUCGCUGGAUCUCAAGUACCAGCGUCCGACCUCCGCCAAGCUCUACCUCCACAUCGGCGGAGCCUCGCCCUCCGCGCACUGGGUGCCCGCCGAGCGCCGCGCGACCUACGCCUUCGUCGACAAGUCGAGCGACGACGACUCUUCCACCAGGUGGUUCCUGGAGGUCGGGCCGGGGCCGCGGGUCUCCGCGCCCGUGGACUCGGCGCUCCAGCUGAAGACGAUCCCCGCGCAGCGCCGGGCGGACUUCGCCGCGAGCGGCUCCGUAUGGGCUCUGCGACUGCCCACCGAUGCCGAAUUCCGCCGGUUCAGGGUGGACUACGAGCGCUGCCUCUUUGAGAACACGUACGGGGUCGAGGCCACGGACGAGGGGCGAAAGGAGGUGUUCGGCGCCGACUUCGCCGCGUGGGCGCGGCCCGCCGAGGCCGACGACGCUGUUUGGGCCGACGCGGAGGAAAGCCUCACCCCUCCCGCUGCAGCACCAGCGAAGGACCUGCUUGAGGAGUUCGAGGAGGAGGCCGGCGACGGCGACAGCAUCCAGAGCCUCGCGCUUGGGGCGCUUGACAACAGCUUCUUGGUCGGUGGCGCCGGGAUACAGGUGGUCAAGAACUUCCGCCAUGGCUUGCAUGGGAAGGGCGCGUCGGUGAGGAUCUCGGGAGGCCGUGGCGGCAGUGGGAGCGCCUAUUCGACACCGAAGAAGGCACUGCUGAUGCGCGGCGAGACUAACAUGCUGCUGAUGAGCCCAGGAGAGGCUCUGCAUUCCAGUGGUGUCCACCAUCUCGAUAUUGAGACUGGGAAGGUUGUCGCCGAAUGGCGGUUUGAGAAGGAUGGAGUUGAUAUCACAAUGCGAGACAUUGCCAAUGACAGUAAGGGGGCGCAGUUGGAACCCUCCGGGUCGACAUUCUUAGGCCUGGAUGACAACAGGUUGUGUAGAUGGGAUAUGCGCGAUGCCAGAGGCAGGGUGCAGACAAUCGGUAGCUCAUCAGAGUCACCAGUGCUGAACUGGUCACAGGGUCAUCAGUUCUCGCGGGGCACCAACUUCAAUUGCUUUGCAAGUACUGGGGAUGGUUCAAUUGUUGUUGGUUCUGUGGAUGGGAAGAUUAGACUCUAUUCUAAGAGCUCGAUGCGUAUGGCGAAAACAGCAUUCCCAGGGCUUGGGUCUCCAAUUACACAUGUGGAUGUUACUUAUGAUGGGAAAUGGAUUUUGGGAACAACUGACACAUACUUGAUCUUGAUAUGCACCAUCUUCAAGGACAAAGAUGGAAAAGAAAAGACUGGGUUUAGUGGCCGUAUGGGAAAUAGGAUUGCUGCACCAAGGCUGCUGAAGCUCACUCCACUUGAUUCAAUUUUAGCAGGGACUCGCAACAAAUUCCAUGGUGGGCAAUUCUCAUGGGUAACAGAGAACGGGAAGCAGGAAAAGCACCUUGUUGCUACAGUGGGCAAAUUCAGUGUCAUUUGGAAUUUCCAGCGAGUCAAGGACAGCAACCAUGAGUGCUACCGUGAUCAGCAGGGCCUCAAGAGCUGCUACUGCUACAAAGUUGUCCUCAAGGAUGAAUCGAUUGUCGACAGCCGCUUCAUGCACGAGAAGUUUGCAAGCAGUGACUCUCCAGAAGCACCGCUUGUUGUUGCUACACCAAUGAAAGUCAGCUCCUUCAGUAUAGCAAAUCGACGCUGA
Molecule: messenger RNA, 1857 nt
Organism: Miscanthus lutarioriparius
Lineage: Eukaryota; Viridiplantae; Streptophyta; Magnoliopsida; Poales; Poaceae
Source: the annotation of a GenBank genome assembly